AUGAUAUCAGAAGAACAAAUGAAACACAUACUGGAGGCCCAGCAGGCCAGCUUCAUGGCAUUACUCACGGAAAUGCAACGAAAUUGGGGACCGGCAUCCAGAGAGAACAAGAGGAAACAGGUCGAACAACGGAUCAACGAGUUGGUUUACGAUCCAGAGGGAGGCGUAAAUUUCGAAGCCUGGUUUCGAAAGUACGAAGGACUGUUCGAAGAGAAGGGAGCAGAACUGGACGACAAGACGAAAGUGGAAACCAUUCUGCUAAAACUGGCCCAGCGGGAACACGAGCGGUACGUAAAGUUCAUUCUGCCUCAGAAACCAUCAGAUGUCUCGUUUAAGGACACAGUCAAGCAUCUGAAAGCAUUGUUCUGUUUUACAAAGUCGUUAUUCAAUCGACGUUAUGAAUGUUUCAAGCUAGAACGUAAGCCUGAAGAAGACUAUUUUGACUUGGCCGGUCGAGUUAAUGAUACUUUUCAGCAAGCCGAGCUAGAACAGGCCACCAGCAUACAGAUUAAAGCACUAUUCUUCAUUAAGUCGUUGACGUUGCCAGAAGAUGCAGAUGUGCGCACGCGGUUACUCGCCCAGCUAGACCAGAAAGGCGAUAUGACAGUACAGGAACUGGCAGAGGAAUGUGUCCGAAUCACAAAUAUCAAGCAAGACACCCGGCUUAUUGGAAGCAUAAAUAGUCAGCCAGUUUACGUUUUCGACACAAAAUCGAGAUAACCACAACCAAAUAGAGUUUCUCCACGGAAGCCAAAGACGGCUUGUUGGCUGUGCGGCGGCUGGCAUUACGAGAGUGAAUGUCCUUAUCGUAGUAGGAAGUGCUACAAAUGUUCCCGUGUUGGCCAUAAAGCUUCACAUUGCAGAGCAGCGCACACUAGCCCAAGAAAGAAUUGCCAUGUCGUUUUAGAAGACGAUUCGCAUGUACUCAACUGUGAACACCGGAAAUGCCUGACAGUGAAGAUUAACAAAAAGCCGAUCACAUUACAAGCAGACACGGCUUCUGAUCUGACCAUAAUCAGCAUGCGCACAUGGGAGGACAUCGGUUCUCCAGAAUUGACACCAUCAGAGAUCAUAGCGUGGGCGUCGAACGAGACGCGUAUGGAAUUUGAAGGCGUUUUCCAGGCGACUGUCAGUUUUCGAAACAUGACUUGCCUCGCAGAUGUCUAUGUGUCGAAGACCCGUAACAAUCUUCUCGGAAAUAAGACGAUCUCCGAACUGGGAUUGUGGAACCGUCCCUUUGACGAAAUUUGCAGCGCGGUGCACAACACUACUGAGGAGGUCCUGAAGAAUAAGUAUAUGGAACGCAUGGAGAACGCGGCCGGCAGGUGCACGAAAAUGAAGAUUAGUUUGAAAGUGAAGACGGAGAAAAAUCCAAUCUUCAAGCAGAGCCGACGAGUCCCGUUUGCGGUACAGUCGUCCGUAGAAGCUGAACUAGAAAGACUACAGACAAAGGGCAUAAUCUAUUCUACAAAUUAUUCUGCUUGGGCUGCUCCAGUCGUGGCGGUGAAGAAACCCAACGGACAAAUACGAUUAUGUGCGGAUUAUUCAACGGGCCUGAACGACGCACUAGAAGAUUAUUAUUACCCGCUGCCAACCUUAGAGCAGAUUUUUGCUACUCUAAAUGGAAGGAAAGUCUUUGCAAGGAUCGAUCUAUCCGAAGCUUACUUGCAAAUGGAGGUGGACGAGAAAUCGCAGGAACUUUUGACCAUUAAUACGCACAAGGGUCUCUUCAGAUACACUCGCCUAAACUACGGCGUGAAAACGGCGCCUAGUGUGUUCCAGCAGAUUAUGGAUACGAUGCUUACGAAUGUUCCCGGGACUAUUGCAUAUCUGGACGAUAUUUUGGUUGUCGGUAGCUCAGAGGAAGAGCUGACUCAAAGGCUGGACCAGGUUGUGGACAAUCUGAUCGACUACGGCCUUAAUAUAAAUAUGGAGAAAAGUGAAUUUUUGCGGAAGGAGAUCCACUAUCUCGGGUUCAUAGUCAACGAGAAUGGGCGUGCCCCUGACCCAGAGAGGGUGAAGGCAUUCCAGAACAUGAAAGUGCCGAAGAACACGAAGGAGCGGCAAUCGUUUAUGGGGUUGGUCAGCUACUACGGUCCGUUCAUCACUGGGUUGCACAGUUUAAAACCUCCACUCAGCCGACUUCUGUGCAAGGACGUGGAGUUUAUUUGGUCACCAGAAUGUCAAAACGCAUUUGAUGCCAUAAAGACAAAGAUAUGCGACUCAACUAUGCUAUCGCACUUAGAGGCUGACAAAGAAACCAUUCUCCAGGCAGACGCCUCUGAUUACGGUUUAGGCGGAGUGCUCCUUCAGAAGGACGCAGAUGGGAGAGUACAGCCAAUCAUGCAUGCCGCCAGGUCACUGACGAAGGCAGAACGGAAUUAUAGCCAGAUUGAAAAGGAGGCACUGGCCAUUAUCUUCGCCGUACAGAGAUUCCACCUGUUUAUUUAUGGCAGACCCUUCACACUGCACACUGAUCAUCAACCACCGAAGUUCCUUUUGGGUACUAACCGUGGUGUUCCCCAGAACGUAGCUAGGAGAAUACAACGCUGGAGUACUAUUCUUCAAAACUAUGACUUUCAGAUCCAAUAUGUGCCCACUCAGAAGUUUGGAGCUCCGGACGCUUUAUCACGACUGAGUACAGGCAACGAAAAUCAAGAAGACGUGGUUGUCGCCAGUACGCUAAUGCAAGAUGAUGACGAGUUUAGAGGUGUCAUCCGGCAGUUGCCGCUCACAGCCGAGCACAUCAGGACCACCACUGCAGCAGACCCACUUUUGCGCCAGGUGAAAGAGUUUAUUCGGAACGGUUGGCCCAGCGACGACAAAGUACACCCAUCGAUAAAGCCUUUCAGGAACAGAAAGGAACAGUUGUAUAUCACGGAAGACUGCAUAAUGUACGAUGGUAAAGUGGUGAUUCCAACCAGAUAUCAGCAACAAGUUUUGCGGCAGCUCCAUGCCGGACAUCAGGGUAUGACCCGCAUGAAACAACUGGCCCGCAAGUACGUAUAUUGGCCGGGAAUUGAUAACGACGUGGAAUCUUUUGUUCGAAGCUGCGGCCCGUGUGGACGUAAGGCUAAGAACCCACCGAAAGUACCGCCCGUGCCAUGGCCAGAGGUAACGAGACCUUGGAGUAGAGUCCAUAUGGACUUUGCGGAUCCGUUUUUCAACCGAAUGUUUCUAAUUGUUGUCGAUGCAUGGUCCAAGUGGCUAGAAGUUUUCGACGUCUCGGCAGCUACUGCUGAUAUCACAGCAAGGAAGACGGAAGAACUAAUAGCGAGAUACGGCAUCCCCACGGAGAUUGUGACGGAUAACGGCACUCAGUUCACGUCAUCAAUCUUCCAACAACUGUGUCAGAAAUGGGGAAAUCGACAUGUGACGUCACCACCAUUCCAUCCACAAUCAAAUGGCCAGGCAGAACGGUUCGUCGACACGUUAAAGAGAGCGAUGAAAAAGAUGUGGAACACUGGUGUUAAACUGGAGUAUCUCAACACAUUCCUCUUUGCCUAUCGAACAACUCCAAGAAGUGAUCUUGGGGGCCAGACACCAGUUGAACGGUUUUUGGGACGACAGCCGGAGACGCAAUUACAGUACCUACAACCGGAAGCUCGAGUUCCACAAGCAACAAAAUAUUACUUUCGCGAGGGAGAGGAGGUGUUUGCUCGCAACUACAAAGCCGGAGAGAAGCCCUGGAUAGAAAUUAUAAUAAGAAAAUCCAGAGGUGUUGUGUUCGAGGUGGAGACAGCAGCUGGAAAAAUAAACAGGCAUGCAAAUCAGCUCAGGACUAGACACACCAGGGACAGAGAGGUUCCAACCCCCACGGUAGACAGUCAGACAACAUUACCCGUCGUUCGUAGAGGUAGCAGAAGAACGCAACCGCCAAGGAAACUGGUCUUGGACCCGAAGAAGAAGAGGUACGAGGUCCAACUUUCAAAAGCGGGAGGUGUUAUGGAGAGCGAAAGCGGCGUAGAGCCACGGCCUAAGACGCCAAACAAAGGACCAAGUCGGCGACGUGAGUCACGCACGAAGUUAGACAACUGA
This is a messenger RNA of Spirometra erinaceieuropaei, 4038 nucleotides long. The record is from the annotation of a GenBank genome assembly. NCBI's taxonomy places the organism in Eukaryota, Metazoa, Platyhelminthes, Cestoda, Diphyllobothriidea, Diphyllobothriidae.